AUGACAAGUGCAGACAAUACCUGGAACUCUGUCUUGGGUGUCCCAGAGUCGGGGCAGGGGCAGCAUUGGAAGGGGGAACAUUUAAAACGGGAGGUUUGGGGGUCAGAUUGCAAAUUCAAUUUUGGAUGUCCUAACCAAAUCCAGCUCUUGUCCCAAACCAGGAAUCAGAAGAAAAACCACUCCAGCAAGCUGCAAGAGCUGGCAUUGCUGCUACCUGUGGCCCCGAAGACUGGCACCAAGAAGCUCACCAAGAAGGAGAUUCUGCUUCACGUCCUGCACUACAUUCAGUACCUCCAAAGAAGCAUCGAUGUGGCCAAGGCCUUGCUCAAAUUCCACACCAGCGAUGGGGAAGGUGGACUUGGGGGGCUGGGUCGGAACCCAGCUGUGGGCCCAGCCAGGCGGAAACACUCCACCCCCUCCAGCUCCCCGUGCUCUCGGAAGUCUCGUCUUUGGGGGGCCUGCCGGAAACCUCGGAAGAAGAAGCUGACUCGAGCACCAGAACGUCAGACCCGGGACCAGAAACCUCGCCGCUCCCUGGCCCUAGACAAACCUGAGAAGACGGUGACCACGUCCCCAGACCAGAAAGAAGGAAACGUGGGGGGGCUUACCACUCCUCCAAGAUGCCCAGACCCCUGGUGUGACCUCAAAGCUGCAUUUGCCUCAUUUCAAGGCGAUGGAGAAGGAGGAAGAUCCCAGCUGACGUUGCUGGAUAUAGCUGAAAACAUCGUCCUUGGUGACAUCGCAAGCUGCUGUUGUGCAAACAGUGCCCAGGAUGGAGAGCCUGACCCUGCUUUGGAGGCCCAGAGAGGGGCUGAAGGGAUCCAUUUCCUAAGCAGGAUACACCCCUAUUCCAGGCAGAAGCUGGUCUUCUGUGAUUCCAGUGAGGAGGUGGACAAGGAAGUCCCAGAUGCUGACCCGUGGCUUCCUGCCUGGACCCCAGAGGGCAGCCCUCAUGGGAGCCCAGUGGCCUUGGGGCCUCCCCAAAUCAAUAAUUGGAGUGUGACAGGCCUCCCAACUGAGAUCCUAGGACUAAGUCCUUCCCUCUUCAGCUCUCCGGGAAAAUUGCUGCCAGAACAGAUCUUGGAGGAUGGCAAUGAGUACCUGACCCAAGCUGGCCUCUUUGAAGAAGUGCUCUUAGAGCCUGAGUCUCGACCUUCUGCCUGUACCCUUGAGGCACCCCAAAAGAAGAGCGUACCUCUAGAGGCUCCUGAAGCGCCCCCUGACUCCCACAGCCUGUGCCAGUCCUCGGUCUCACUGGACCACUGCUACCUCUCUUUGAGUGAGGCCAGCAAGGUGCAGUCCAGCCCCAGCACUGAGGAGAGCGACUCGGAGUCCCUGUGGGGGCAGGAAGAGGACUUGCAGGUCGACCCUGAGGGCUUGCAGUCCUCUAGUGACGAGGAUGACGACUAUACAUGGACCCCCACCCGGAGGGCCUCAACCCUGCCCACAGGUGGGAGAAAGAGCAGGAAGGGCCGGACUAGCAAGGGCCCCUCGAAGCCCAAGGAGAGCAAGAAAGCCCCGUGUCCUACCCAGAUGAAGAAAAAGUGUGUGAACGGCUUCAUCAUGUUCUGCAGGAUGAACCGGAAGCAGUACAUUAGAGCCUGCCCUGGGACUGCAUCCACAGCGGCCACCAAGGAACUGGCCCAGCUGUGGCGGGUGAUGACCCCACAGGAGCGGAGACCAUACUGCAUCAAGGCCCGCAGGUUCAGCCGCCAGCAUAACCGCAUUGUGAAGCAGGAGAACUCCAGCAGUGAGGACGAGGACUGGGAGACCCCCAAGCCUUUCUACCAGCUGCUGGCGGAGAAGGCACACAGCAACCCAGACCUGCCCCCCCUGCCACCUCUUCACCCCCAGGGAGAGGGCUGUCCACCUGGGCGAGCUCCCUCACCUCAGCUUCUGCAGCACUCCUCGGAAACCAGGAGCCCGUGGUGA
Messenger RNA from Urocitellus parryii (Arctic ground squirrel), 1932 nucleotides. RefSeq names its product meiosis initiator (gene Meiosin). Lineage: Eukaryota; Metazoa; Chordata; Mammalia; Rodentia; Sciuridae. The record is from RefSeq and is a predicted model, not a curated record. Gene Ontology annotation, molecular function: protein dimerization activity.